This is a messenger RNA of Eurytemora carolleeae, 2803 nucleotides long. Its product is annotated as heterogeneous nuclear ribonucleoprotein U-like protein 1. The transcript has 8 exons. Lineage: Eukaryota; Metazoa; Arthropoda; Copepoda; Calanoida; Temoridae. Gene Ontology annotation, molecular function: protein binding. The coding region runs from base 112 to 2628 and encodes 838 amino acids. The record is from RefSeq and is a predicted model, not a curated record.
CCAGCUUUCAUUAGCGGCAUCAUGCUCAUAAUUAGGUCGCCAUAUUGGAGAAACCUGCCGGAGGAAAACAACACAAAUUUUUCACGUCAAUUUAAACAAAUUUAGAAGAAAAUGUCUGAAACUGCUCCGGAAAAGAUGAAGGUGACUGACCUGCGCAGUGCCCUGCAGGAGAGAGGAUUGGACACAAAGGGAACUAAACCCGUCCUAGUUGCCAGACUCCAGGAGGCUCUAGAUAAAGAGAAACCUGUUGAAGAAUCAGCAGAGCUUACUGAGGCCGAGGCAGGUGCAGGAGGAGAUGCUGAACCUAUGGAGGAAGGAGAUAAACCUAAAGUUGAAGAAGUUAAACCCGAAGCUGAAGUUAAACCCGAAACUAAGAAGGAAGAUGUUAAGGGUGUGAAGAGAAAGGUUGAAGAGGAACCUUUCGAGGUCAAAGAGAAUGAACCUGAGAUUGCUGAUGAUCUUGUUUGCUUGGAUUGGUACAACUCCGACCUGAGUUUGAAGAUAAGCGAGGAUCUGUUCACCGCGCUUCCAUUUAUCCGUGAUGGUUGGUCCUACUGCUACGCUGGAGCUAGAGCUACACAUGGGUUUCAAACCGGUAAAAUCUGGUAUGAGGUGAAGUACAUCGACAAUAUGGAUGCUAAGGUUGAGAAGGAAGCUUCAACAUUUGAUCUCAGGGUUGGAUGGAGCACUAAUGACGCUGAUCUGAUGCUUGGAGAUGCUCCUAAUACUUGGUGCUAUUCUAGCUGUCAGGGCAACAUGGCCUCUGCUAGUAAGUUUGAGGAUUAUGGAGAGAAAUAUGGAAGAAACGACGUAAUCGGAGCCUUCCUCGAUAUCGGAGAGGACGAGAUUAGUAUGACAUUCACCAAGAACGGUGAGGACCAAGGUGAUGCUUAUCAGAUACCUAGAUCUGAACUGGUAGAAGGACAAUCUUUCUUUCCUCAUAUCCUAACCAGGAACGUCAAGUUCCAAGUCAACUUCGGGGUUGAUAAGAAAGGAGAAGAUGUUGAGAACUGGAAAGAGAAGCUUGAAGGGGAAUACAUCAAGGCUGGAAAGGCGGAGAAUAAGAUCCGUGGAACUGCUAGAAUUGAGAAGAGGGAAGACUGUGAGAUGAUCAUGAUGGUCGGACUACCCGGAGCCGGUAAAACUCACUGGGUUGAGAAUCAUGUGAAGGAGAACCCGGAUAAGAAUUAUAAUGUUAUCAGCACCAACGAGAUGUUUAGGAAAAUGACGGUUAAAGGAGAGCUGAGAAAGAAGGUUCAUAUUGGAAAAUGGGAUCUAGUUAUCCAGAAAGCCACCAGAUCUCUGCAGGAACUGAUCAGAACUGCAUCUGCACGCAGGCGUAACAUAAUCAUCGAUCAGACAAACGUUUUCCCGAACGCUCAGAGCCGGAAAGCUCGACCCUUCGAGGGUUUCCAGCGUCGGUGCGUGGUAGUAGUUCCAACUGACGAGCAGUAUAAGGAGAGGGUUAAGAGUCAGGAUGUUGCGGGAAACAAGGAUAUACCUGACGAAGCAAUCAUGGAGAUGAAAGGUAGCCCCAGCCAUCAGCGUAGAAACGAAGAAACUCAUCUUAAAUACAUGGCAAACUUCGAGUUGCCGGCGGAGGAGGGUUCUCCCUUCAACGAGAUCCUCUUCGUAGAACUCGACAGGGAGAAGGCUAAGGAGGUUGUUGAUCUUUAUAACAAGGUCGCCAAAGAGAAAGGCUAUGGUAAAUCUGAAGGUGAAAGAAGGAGCUUCAAGAAGCCUAGACUCUCAAGAGGAGGUUCCACUCCAAGAGGAUCAUUCAGAGGAAACUUUAAUCCGCGUGGAGCUGGCUUCCGUGGUCGUGGAGGACCACCUUUCAGGGGUGGUAGAGGAAUGCGAGGAGCACCUUAUCCAGGAUCCAGAGGAAACAUGAGGAAUGGGAUGGGUCCCUCCCCCUGGGCAAAUAAGAACCAAGGACCCCAGGGCUGGGGAACCUGGAACCAGGGAACAAACGCUGUUAAUCCCAUGAUGGCUAUGAAUAAUAUGGGAGGCGGAAUGAAUGGUAUGGGAGGAGGUAUGAACGGCAUGGGAAUGAAUGGUAUUGGAGGAGGAAUGAACAGUAUGGGAGGUGGGAUGAACGGUAUGGGAGGAGGAAUGAAUGGUAUGGGAAUGGGAGGUGGAAUGAAUUCAAUGGGUAUGGGUGGUAUGGGAGGAGGUAUGGGUGGUAUGGGAGGAGGUAUGGGUGGUAUGGGAGGUGGCAUGGGCGGUAUGGGAGGUGGCAUGGGUGUAAUGGGAGGCGGCAUGGGCGGUAUGGGAGGUGGAAUGAGUGGCAUGGGAGGAGGAAUGGGUGGCAUGGGAGGAGGUAUGAGUGGCAUGGGAAUGAGCAGUGGUAUGGGAAGCAUGGCAUCAAGAUUAGGAGGUGGAAUGGGAGGAGGCAUGGGCAGUUCAUUUUCUCAAAAUAGAAACUCGCAGAGUUUCGGAGGUGGAAGCUCAGGUGGAUAUUCCGUAACUAACAAAUUCAACUCCUCAAGUCGAGGAGGCAGCAGAGGAUCGCUUUCACGAGGAGGUGGAGGCAGUUCAUACUCCAGGGGAGGAGGUAGUUCAUACUCACCCAGGGGAGGCUCCAGAGGGUCCUUUAGAGCCGGAGGAUCCAGAGGGAGACGUUGAACCGAAGAGAACAAUAAACUAAAAAUUUAAACUAUUGUCCACGUGUAUCGUACAUACAUGAACAAUGAACAUGGCGCAAGUUUCUAAUCAACUCCUUCUUAUCAUUUUUUUGUAAAUCAGAGACUAACCUUUCGCGCAUUUGUAAAUAUAUUCAGAGGAAUAAAUGUUUUGUCAA